UUACGUAAACUGCGCCACGCCUGUAACACAACCAUAUUUGCUGCUGCGACUACCGCACGCGUUGAGUAACGACAGAAUGGCUUGCAGUAAUCUCCUUAAGAGCCCACCCUUCAUAAUUAAAGUUGUUGAACUGCUUAUAUGCAUUGCCUUAGCCGCUCUCACAGCCAAUGACCGAGUUGCUGAGGGUUCUGACAGACUUGUGCGUUACGCGGUUGUCAAUGCUACCAUAGCAAGUUUCAUGUUACUGGGUGUUCUAAACAUCAUGGGCUAUGUACUCGGAUGUCCUAUACAUACCAAACUGGUCGUAAUAGCUUCGGCGGCUGCAGUUAUACUGUAUCUGGCAACUGGAUUAAUUAUUCUUGAAACAUACAACCAGUAUAUUUUUCCUUCCAGGCAUUCUAAUGUGUUCAUUGCAGUAAUACUAUGCUUUAUUAGUAGCGCAGCGUACAUAGUUGAUGCUAUUCUGUCAUGGAAGUGUAGCUAGAUAUCAUCCUCCCUGCAGUAAUAUGGGACAUUACAUGUUCACAGUGUAUGUAUUAAACUCUCUGUUGUUCUGUUGAGGAAAUUACUAAUGAAACAUUCUUUAUUAAAAAGACCGUAUACAAUG
Molecule: messenger RNA, 607 nt
Organism: Schistocerca gregaria
Lineage: Eukaryota; Metazoa; Arthropoda; Insecta; Orthoptera; Acrididae
Exons: 4
Coding region: 77-484 (135 amino acids)
Biological process (GO): septate junction assembly
Source: RefSeq, a predicted model, not a curated record